AGAUCGUUGCUACCUGUAAACAAAAUGGAGGUCACUGGCAUCUGUCAUUUAUUUUCAUGAUAGUACGAAUGACAGAAUAAUGUAGUUUCCCUAGAGUACCAGAAGUGAUUGGCUACAAUGACUGGUUCUACGCAAACAUUUCCUUACACCAGUCCAGGACCUAUCCGACUCCCACCUGGCAACCUGGAGACUGUAGAGGAGAUGCCAGGAGACUCAGAUCUCGAGGAUGAGAGAUCUGAUAUGUCUGACUCCCUAUCAGACAUGGCUCUCAGUAACAUUGAGGAAGAGGGAGAAGAUUAUGAUGAUGAAGGAGAGGAAGGUUCUAUGAGGGAGAGGGAUCCUGUCUUUGAAAAGAUCAAAGAAACACUGUCAAAGAGUCAUCAACGCUCAGAAUCAGCAGUGUCAAUGUUAAGCAGUAUAAGUGAUGAGAGUGAUGGACCACAUGUACAGAUAUCAGAGCAUUAUACGUCAGUACCAUAUGGUAUACAACCAAGAGCUACAUAUGAACAUAGCAGCUUGCAUGCUGAUAUUAUGGGAGUUGCAUACAAUGGGAGGAUGAGGAUGUUUGUUAUUCUGGACUCUAAAGGAAUCACAACUUGGAAACGGGACCUUGUAGAUCCUAGAGAUAUGAGUUUUCCUCAAGCGAAGGAUCUCACACCUAAAACAUUUAAUUUGAAUCAAGUUAAUGAAGAGAGCACGAAGAAGAAAAUGAUAAAAAAGAAGUCCGUAGUCACGCUUAAACAGCACUACUUUGUAAGAAGGGCUUUACAGUACCCUAAGUAUGAGUAUCGGCUCAUCAUGCAUGUUGUCUAUGCACCAAAAUACAACUGCUACUUUGCUCUUGGAAAAGAUUUCUCUGUCAAGGUAUUAAACCGUGACUUUGAGGAGACAUGUUCUGUGAACACUGAUAUGAGAUCUGUACUGUAUAUAUUGUUCAACCCUGUCAGAGAUGAACUGAUCACUGGAGGAGUUGGUGGAAUCAAGAUUUGGCAGUUCCAGCAAGCUGCUGGUAAAGCAUUUACAGAACUUAAACCUUUAGCCAACUAUGAACUUAGAAUCAAGGAAACAUUACCUAAUGUAGGAGGAAGCUGGGUGAAGAAGGUGGAGUUAGAUCAUCACCUGCAGCACCUGUACUGCUGCUCCGACACUGACCUACAUGUGUACGACCUCACAGGAAAACUGCUCUUCAAAUUUGAAAGAGCACAUACAAUGUCUAUCACAGGGGCUUGUUUCUCACCUUCAGCUAAAGUCUUGGUGACAUCAUCUGUUGACUCUGAAGUGAAAAUAUGGAGUUUGAAUGGUGGACUGGUUCACACGUUUCGAGGUCAUUCUCGUGCUGUGACUGGUCUUCUGUUACAUCCAGAAACUUCCUCUAUAUUGAUCACAAGUUCACUGGAUGGUUCCAUCAGAAUGUGGUCACUGGAUACCAUGGAUCUACUGUACAUGAUUGUGGUAUCAGCUGAUGGAGUAAUGUGGAUGGGUCUCACAGAUGACAAGUUACUGUAUAUCAGUACUUGUAGAAACAUCACAUUGUGGCAUCUCAACAACUUCUUUACUUUCUGGAGUCUGGCCAGGAACCAGGUCUCUAGUUUGUCAUUGGCAAGCUGCCAAGAAAAAACUACCAGAGUGCUGGCUGUAGGAGAAGAUAGUAGUGUGAGAAUCUUCUGUCGAAGCAAUCGUAAGAAUAUUACUACAGUUCUCCCUCCGCCAGAUAUUUCCCCGCUACAGAAAGUUCUCAGUGUGUGCUACAGUAGGGAGAAAAAUGCUGCGUUCCUCCUGAUAACAAACAGAGAAAUAUGGGUCUAUACUACAAGAACAGACCCAUCAUGCCGUAUAGCUAUCUGGGAUGUUCAUGAUUUACAACUACCCUAUAUUAGUGGUGACACAUCUAACCUACCACCUGGCGUGAUUAUCCAGCCACCUAGUCAGUCAGUAAUUACUCAUAGAGCCACAGAGAAUGGCAAUGGCAAUGAGAUUAUAUCGAACUGUUGUAGCCUGUGUAUACUCAACUCUACCGCCAUGAUGAUGACUGAUGAAGGACUAUCUUGUCCUAUCAGGCAUACUUACUUGUUACUUGGAAUGGAGGAUGGAAGAAUACUGUUUAUGGAUCCUGUUAUUAAAGGACAGAAAUACAUGGAACUAAAAGCCUCCAAAGAUUCUAUUCAGGAAAUGCGACAUGAUGUUGCCCACAGUAGCCUGAUCACCUUGUGCCGACUGAAAACCCUCGUCAUGAUACAGAUAUGGGGUCUGCCACAACUUGAUGCUAUGUAUGAAGUGUACUGUGGACCUGAUGUGACAUGUUACUCUAGAGUGGGUUUAUCAAUAUUGACUGGUCAUACCUCAGGACAGGUCAACAUACAUUCCCUAGAGCCAGUAGAAGACCAGGGUAUUCUCAUCUCUAAACAGGAACCACAGUUUGAGAGUAUUGUAGAUGAAAAGCGCCGACCAGAACAUCAAGGUCCAGUGGUUGCCAUGGAUGCACUGGCUUCUCUACAAAUAUAUGUCACCUGCAGUUCUGAUGGUGGUAUCAAAAUCUGGGAUGAAAAUAAAGUUUUGUUGACAGAAGUGAUGCUUGAAGAAUCACUCAGUGCUGCUACAUUUCUCAAUGAAAUGGGAGACCUUCUUGUUGCCUUCAAAAACCAUAUCUUCUAUAUAGACCAUUCAAAAUUAUGUCCAGCCUUCAAGCCUCCAGAGAUAGAGAUGGAAACAUCAGACCAGGAGUCUGAUGUAUAUGAAGAUCCCAGGGUUCUAUAUGAGAUGAUAAGAGAUGAAGAGGAGCCUGUCACACUAGAAAACUACCUGGUACCGUAUGAUCAUAUAGAAUUUGACAAGGAUUUUCUCGAGGGUAAAACCAGAAUUGAACAACCAAAAACAGUUGCUGAAGCAAUGGAAAGCAGUGAGACAGAAACUGAGACAGAUAUAUCUCUAGCACCAUCAUCCAUCUAUCUAUCUCCAGCUGAGAGUAUAGAAUCCUUGUCCAUGAUAGACCUGACACUAGGGGCAGACUACUCCAAGUAUGAUCUCAGAGAACAAAUGAAGGCAACGCUCGACUAUAUGGGUACUAAAGCCACCGAGAGGGAUAAAUGGAAGGAUAUGCCUGCAGCACGUGUUUACCUUAAAUUACGCAGAAUCCAGAUAGCUAAUGCUAAGACAUCCAAAUAUGUUUAUAGAAAGAAACCUAGAGGGAAGAAACGUCAGAAAAAUGUCACAAUAGAAACACUGGCACAGUCUGACAUGGAGGACAAGGAAAUAGAAAUGGAGCUGGAGAAAUUUUCACUACCAAUAUUUGGAGAUUCCCCAGGGGGGUCACCCAGUAUAACCCCACCCUCAGGUCAGGCUUCACUCAGGAAAUAUGAUCAGACAGAGGAAGCAGACGAAUUAAGUGAAGAGGAGAAAAUUCAGAAAAAGCCGUCUGGUUUUGUUCCUAUAGUCCCAGAUCAAGCUUUAUCACCUGUUCCUUCAGAAAAAGGGUCAACAUCGACCAGAACUUUGACCCCAGAGUCAUUUAUCAUACAUUCCCUCACUCCAUCAUCACCCACCAAACUGCGCACACCUUCUCCUAUCAAAGCUAAUACAUAUCAAGUCAGUGUCCAGGCUGCUCAGUCAGAAAUACAAGAAACUGCAGCAUUUAAGCCCAAACUGCCAAGUGUUACAACCCAACAUAAAAUAGUUGCUUUUCAAGCUAAAACGAAAUCUAAAUUACGAACCAAUCAGCAACUCAUAGGUGGAUCACAUACACAACAGUCUACAGCAAACAUUCAGAAACCAGCAGCCAUCAAACCUACGCAAAAACCGGGUCAGACUCAGCAGCAAGCAAAUAAGUCAAGUCUUAGUAAGAGUAUAGCAUCUAACAAUUCAGAAGACUUGGACAAAGUGGUUCAACAAUUUAAGACAGUGCCAAUCUUGUCUGCAAGUAAAUUACUAGAUACAAAAAGCUCAGAAAAAAUGUUCAAACCAAUAACCACACCAUCUCCAUCAGCAAAUAUACCGUCAAAGCCCGCCAUGAAUUUAAUAAAAAAGAGUCAGACUGACUUAAUUCGGGAGAGAGCCAUGCAAGCAAGAUUGCCAAGUAAAUCAGAAAAGAAAGACCCUACUGCAGUUAACCCAGUAGCUAAGGAACAUGACUCAAAACAGGUAAUGGACAGUGAUACUGAUGGCUCAGCAGUAAAGACCAAAAAGGUAUCGAGUGAAUUUGAGCUUGCAAUGAUGGAAUUUUUAAAAUCAGAGUCAGAUGAUAAUGAUGACUUGAACAAAAUUGAAAUGAAGUUGGAACAUAAACUAGAACUUCCUGUGUCUGCUGAACCUGUCAGAGAAGACUUGGAAUCUGUUGUUGAAGAAGGUAACAAAGAAGAAGUAAAUGAAGAGGGAGAGAUAGAUCAGUUUGAGUUUAAGCAAGAAGUUAUACUGAAAGAUGAUGAGGCAAGGUCAGGAAAUGAAACAGAGGCCUUGUCAGAUGUUGAUUCAUGCCUAGCAACAUCAGUAGGGACACUAUCCCCAGUGAAGAUGUUGGACCAAGGUAAUGACACCAAGAUUGAAGCAGAUAUUCUUGAGACAAGUAAAGAAGAGGAUCAAGUUAAAGAAUAUGAUGACAAUGUCAUGGACUCAGAACAUUUGAUAAAGGAAUCUUCAGGACCACUAGAUGAUACUGAAAUAGAGGAGUCAGAGCAAGCUGGUACCCCUGCUGGUAAGAUAGAGAAACCACUGGCAGAAUACCAGCAAGCUGAGGAAGGAGCUCAAACCAAAAGGUUAAAAGGUGUGAAGGUAGACGUACGAGGGUUGAUGAAAAAGAGGCGUAUCACAUCAGGCCGGGCACCAUCAUUGACACGCAGGGCAUCAGCUGAUCAUACCCAUGAUGACCACGAUCAUGACCACGACCACGGACAUGAUGACAAACGGAAGAAGGAUAUCAAUAAGAAACAGAUGAAGGAUGACCGGAAAAUUCUGCCACCUCGGACAAUAGACAGAGAAAAGCUGAUGAACCUUCCACCAAAUCCACCCAGCAUGUUGACACGGAAACAUAGUCUGACAGACCAGAGAAAACUAGAACUGAAUCUUCUACACAGACCAGAUAUCCAUAGACCACCAGAGCACACUGACCCGAGUCUGGCACAAGUUCAUUAUGAUGAAAACCAGCCAGAUGCGGACCAGCUGCAGGAAGAGCAGUGGGCCUCAGAGGCAGCUGUCCAUGGUCAGCCGCUUACCCUACCACCUCAGAAAGAUAAAAGCAGAGCCAGAGUUCUGGACAAGAAUGAUCCAAGGUCAUAUAGGAAUAGAGACAGGAAGGGAUUGGGGGAUGAUAGGAAGAAUUCCUUAGAAGGUCAUACCCCAGGUGUGGGGUCAAGUCCAACAGCAGAAUUAGAGAAAGAAGAUACCAGUGUUGGAAAAGAUGAGAAUUCAACUGUCAAAAAACAUGAUAAGGCUACUAGCAUUGUGAUAGAGGGUACUUCUGAUGGUGAACAACACAAAUCUGAAUCAAAAGAUGAUGAUAUGGAAGUUAUAAAUCUGGAUACAAACACUCCGGAGACACAGAUGCAGAGAACUAAACGUCUUGGUCUCAAACUGGAUUCUGACAAAGUGUUUGAAAAUGAUAAGACAGAGAAAUCCAACUCGGUACCUAGGGUGUUGGUUCGAAGAUCCAAGCUGAAUGUGUAUAUACCGCAGGCAGGAGCCGAUAGAGAAAGCAUCUCCAGCGCAAAGUCCUCACGACGUGGAACCCCAGACUCUGGUAUAGAUGACUCUGUAUCAACUCUUGGCAGACAAACGCCACAAACACCCCGGGUAAAACUUUCAGGUGAUAAAGGACAAGAAGAUGACUUAAAAUUAGACCAGGAGUUACCUGCCCCUGACAGCUCUCUGUUGUCAGAGGAAGAUAAAGCCAAUGCUAUCAGACGUCCAGCAUCUUCAUUUACAGGACUGAGAAGAGGCCAGUUAGAGGGUGAGCGCCUAAAUGCAGAGAGACCACAUACAGCACAUGUACGGUUCAAGGCUGAGGAGUAUUAUUUUUAUACAGUUCCAUGGUGGGUUAGUGAGGACCUGCAGACAGCUUUUGAACAAGCUUUGCAAAAAUACCAGAACCUUCCUGGUACCCCAGCAGUUGUGUCUGCUGAUACAUUGUACAGGAAUGAUGGUACAAAGUUUGAAGAUAACUGGCAAGAAAGAGUUAUAGAAAGACAUACAUUACUAAGAAUGCAGAAGGAGAUUCGAGCUCAGUCAGCCGCACAGAGAAGACAAGCUAUGGAAGUGAUACAGAAAGAUAAAAACUCAGCCAAACUCUUCACAUCACGCUGUGAUUCUGCAAUUGGUGGGUUCACAGACAGAGAUUCCAGUAUCCAGUCAGUACGCCGUGCAAACACAUCCAUGUCAGUACCAAUAUCCCUCAGUUAUGGUGUGGGCUCUGUGCCCCCACCGACAAGAGACAAGCCUAGACCUAAAACGGCAAACCCAGCACUGGAGAAACAACAGAUGACAAAACUUGAACUGAGUCAUGAAAAAUCAUUCAGAUUUCGUCUUAGCAACACUGGGCAAACAUCACCACGCCCUGAAAGUUCCAGGUCAAUAUCAUCAGUGGCUGACUUCAGUCCACACUGGAUAGAUCCAAGAAAUCCAGAUGCCUGGAGACCAAAAUCUAGUAGAUCUAUACCCAGCAAGUGCAAUCGCUAUGUUCUUGUGAACAAGCCAAAGGAGAAGAUUACAAAGCCUUUGCCAUCACCUUUAGAAGAACAAUUACUUGUAGAAAGAUUUCCAAAACUAAGUGCCAAAAUUGUCCCCCCAGUGUCUGAAUUGACUCCACGAAUGAAGAAAUCAUACAAUCUAGAGUACAGUCCCUUUGUAUAUCACAGAUUUGUGUGAUAUUGUUAUUUUGAUGAAAACUUCUAGCAUAAAUCAUUAAUACAGACAGAAAAUUGUGGAAAAGCGGAUGUGCAGGCUGGUCUGGAUCCAUGCUGGUCGCAAAGCCACUAUUUUGGUUUUCUCAUGGCGUGGCUCAAUUUAUGUUUGUUGAAGAAGGACUCUCCUACUCAGAGACACAUCAUAAAAACUUGCUGACUUUAAAAGGUUGUUGGACAGUUUGAUGCUUGUACAUAGAACAGGAGGAUGAUCACUGAUCACUUUCUUUUGUUACUCUGUAUAAUAUUGUUAUAUGGAUACCACACCAGUGCACAAUAACUGGGAGAUAUAUAUCCUGUUACUCUAUAAUAUUCUUAUAUGGAUAUUAUGCCAGUGUACAAUACCUAUAGGACACUUAUCCUGUUACUCUAUAGUAUUGUUAUAUGGAUAUCAUUCUUGUGUACAAUACAUGCACAAUACACAUCCUGUUACUUUACAAUAUAGUAAUAUGGAUAUAUUACUGAUGUAUGGAUAUAUUACUGAUGGGAGACCUAUCCUGUUUCUCGUUAAUAUUGUUAUAUGGAUAUCAUUCCAGUAUACAAUACCUGUACAAUACAUAUCCUGUUACUCUACAAUAUCAUUUAAUGUGGAUAACAUACCAGUGCAGAAUAACUGCAGUAGACUUAUUCUGUUACUCUGUAAUGUUAUAUGGAUAUCAUAGAAAUGUACACUACCUACAAAAGACUUAUCCUGUUACUUUAUAAUAUUGUUAUAUGGAUACCAAACCAGUGUACAAUACUUGCUGGAGACUAACUCUGUUACUCUUGUUAUUCUAUAACCAUAUGUUCCCUUCCAGUCAGCAAUUGGCAUUUAUACUGCUUGACCAUCCAUUAAAUACAAAUGGGAUAAACUAUAUUCUGUACUGAAUGAUACAACAGUUUUGAUUCAGAUCUCCAUAAAAACCAUUGACUGAUAAAAGUAUACAGAUGUAUAUAAGCAUCAGUAAAUGCUUGAUAGGAUUUUUCUGUAAACGUUUAAAAUAUGGAAAUGUGCACUGUAUGGUGUCACAGAUUUUACUAGGAAAAAUAUGCAUAGAAUACAAAGAUUAUUUAACGUUGUCUUGUACAAUGUUUCAUAUAUUUGGACUGAUCCAGAAAACAUACUGGACUCGCCUACCAGCUGAUCCAGUAUGUUUCUUCUAACAUGUUCCCGUCCAAAUAUAUUGGUGAAUUCUACAGGUCAAUGUGAAGUAACCUAAUAAUAUUGCUGUAUGGAAACCAUACCAGUGUAUAACACCAGAGAAUAUUUCUGUUUAGGUAACUCUAAAGAAUAUCAUGUUAUGUAAUGGGUAUCUAAUAAUGAAGAGGUAAUAUGGCCAGCCACUUUUCAGGGUACCUCAGGUCUUCCUAUGGCAUUUACAUGUAUUCAGUUAUCAUUUGUCCAUCCUUAUUCUGUCCUAAGGAUUAAUAAUUUCUUACGCAAAUGUUUCUUGGCUGACCCUGUACCAUGAGUGAUCAAAGUAUAUGAAUUAGUCAAAAAUAUGGCCACCAGAGGUCAUAUUUCCCUUUAUGUCUACAGUGGAAACUUAAAAAAAAUAUAAAAAUCUCUUGAGCUUUCUCUAUCAUACAAAAGUUAUUGUUUCUGAGCUAUGAAACUAUGCAGAGCAAUGAACGUUCACCAAUACCCUCUGGUUUUACUUUAUUUUUUGAUGGUAAAGUAAAUCAGAAGCAUUUGUAUGGUGAUCAGUCUUACUUCUUUUGGUUUAUAGGCAAAACUUUGUCACAGAAAAGGUAGAUCAGACAGUAGGAAAGCACAAGAUUUCUAAGUUUUUAUGACUGUGCUCAAACAGUUUAUUAUGAAAUUUAACAAGGUGCCUUAUUAUAAAAGUGUAUUUUAAUGAUUGUUUUGGUCAUUUUUAGCUCAUCUGAUUUUUUGAAAAAAAAUGAUGAGUUAUUGUCAUCACUUGAGCGGUUGUCGGCGUCGGCGUCGGCGUCGGCGUUGCCUGGUUAAGUUUUAUGUUUAGGUCAGCUUUUCUCCUAAACUAUCAAAGCUAUUGCUUUGAAACUUGGAAUACUUGUUCACCAUCAUAAGCUGACCCUGUAUAGCAAGAAACAUAACUCCAUCUUGCUUUUUGCAAGAUUUAUGGCCCCUUUUGUACUUAGAAAAUAUCAGAUUUCUUGGUUAAGUUUUAUGUUUAGGUCAACUUUUCUCCUAAACUAUCAAAGCUAUUGCUUUGAAACUUGGAAUACUUGUUUACCAUCAUAAGCAGACCCUGUACAUCAAGAAACAUAACUCCAUCUUGCUUUUUGCAAGAUUUAUUGCCCCUUUUGGACUUAGAAAAUCAGUUUUCUUGGUUAAGUUUUAUGUUUAGGUCAGCUUUUAUCCUAAACUAUCAAAGCUAUUGCUUUAAAACUUGCAACACUUGUUCACCAUCAUAAGUUGACCCUGUAUAGCAAGAAACAUAACUCCGUCCUGCUUUUUGCAAGAUUUAUGGCCCCUUUUGGACUUAGAAAAUAUCAGAUUUCUUGGUUAAGUUCUAUGUUUAGGUCAACUUUUUCUCUUAAACUAUCAAAGCUAUUGCUUUGAAACUUGCAACACUUGUUCACCAUCAUAAGCUGACCCUGUACAGCAAGCAACAUAACUCCAUCCUGCUUUUUGCAAUAAUUAUUGCCCCUUUUGGACUUAGAAAAUCAUUUUCUUGGUUGAGUAUUAUGUUUAAGUCAAGUUUUCUCAUAAACUAUCAAAGCUAUUGCUUUAAAACUUGCAACAGUUUUUCACCAUCAUAAGUGGACACUGUACAUCAAGAAACAUAACUCUAUCCUGCUUUUUGCAAGAAUGAUGGCCCUUUUUAGACUUAGAAAAUCAUGGGUAGGACAAUAUUUCUAUUACACAAAAAAAAUCAGAUGAGCGUCAGCACCCGCAAGGCGGUGCUCUUGUUAUUGUUUGUAUCAUUCAAGCAAGUGCUUAUCUGUGAUAUAUUUGUGUUAUUAAUUUGGUUCAACAUCUAGCUGUAAGGUAUUUGUGUAGCUUUGUUGUUUGUUUUCUGUGAAAACAUUGCCUUUUUAACAAAUUUAUGUUUGUUUGUGAGGUGUACUAUUAAGAUACCAUUUACUGCAAGAGUUUUGACUUCUGUGUUAAUUUAUCAACCAAAUUUUGUUUCUUUUUAUUUUAUGCAGGCUGUUAUUUUCCAUCUAGUAUUUAUGCUGAAAUCUGGGAAUAGGAUUUUAUAUUUCCGUGUUAAGUGCCUUUAAUUUUAUAUGAUACAAAUCUUGGAUUUUGAAUAAUUAUAUUUGUUAUGCCCCCAACCCCCUUCCCCAACCCUCAAAGAAUAGAGGGUAUUACUUAGAUCUUUGACAGUGAGUUUGUCAAUCAUUGAUCCUACACUAGUCAGACUUUUAAGGAUGUGCCUGUAGUUAGAAAAUGACCCUACUACUUAAAGGGUCAGUAGACCAAAGGUUAGGGUCACUGACCUUGAGACUUAAAACGAUUUUUCCUCAAUAAUUAAAGACCGCUUUAGCAUAUAGUUGUCAAACUUUGUACGAUAAUUGCCUGUGGUAGUCUACUGACGACCCUUGUUGUUAUAUGGUCAAAAGUCAAGGUCACAGUGAUAUCUAGACUGGUUCCCGCUCAUUAACUAAGGAGCACUUUGUCCACAGUUGUAAUUCUUUGUAGGAUGAUUGCCUGUGGUCAAUAAAUGACCCCUUUUAUAUUUAAGAUCAAUAGGUCAAAGGUCAUGGUCACAUUGACCUUGAGACUAAAAACCAUUUGAUAACUAAAGAAUGCUUUUUUAACUUCAUACAUAUAUUUCAUGUGGACAACAGAUGACCCCAAUUGUUUUGGGGGUCAAAAGGUCAAAGACCUUUAAACUGGAAAUGCUUCCUGAUCAAUAUAUGGAGCACUUGUAAGCUUAUAGAUUUACAAAAUUAGAUACAUAGUUAAGGUUUGUAGGCCAUCAUGGGGUCAUAUGUGUUUUUACAAACAGUUCUUUUUACAACAUGCUAGCAGUCAGAUUUAAAGGUUUUCUUUUAGGCUGAAAGAAAUUAUUGAAGUAGGUUAGUUAUAUAUGAAGCAGUUCAAACCAAAUUGUUUUUUAAUCAGUUACAGAUGUACAGCUUUAUAGAUAUUUGUCAGAUAAAUUUUGUUGAAAAUCUGUUCAAAUUAGCAUUUAAUAAUUUUGGUCAAUAAAAUAUACUUUCUUAUUAAAGGUUCACAGUUACGAAAUUUAUUUCUUAUUUUUAUCAUACAAAUUUGGUUGGUGCUUAUACAAUGUUUGUAAUUUGAAAGACUUAUAAGUACAUGAGUUUUCUUAUCAGGCAGUAGAAAUUCUGAUUUGAAUGAUAUAGAAAGGUAUUAUUAUUAUAAUUAUACUGUAAUGUGGUUUGUUUUGUACUUGUUAAAGUAUUUUUUGUUACUGAGGUACUUACUUUUAUUAAAUGUAUUGAAAUUGUU
Molecule: messenger RNA, 11274 nt
Organism: Mercenaria mercenaria
Lineage: Eukaryota; Metazoa; Mollusca; Bivalvia; Venerida; Veneridae
Exons: 43
Coding region: 118-6849 (2243 amino acids)
Molecular function (GO): protein binding
Source: RefSeq, a predicted model, not a curated record